Molecule: messenger RNA, 2857 nt
Organism: Pecten maximus
Lineage: Eukaryota; Metazoa; Mollusca; Bivalvia; Pectinida; Pectinidae
Product: succinate--CoA ligase [ADP-forming] subunit beta, mitochondrial-like
Exons: 10
Coding region: 4-1428 (474 amino acids)
Biological process (GO): tricarboxylic acid cycle; succinyl-CoA metabolic process
Cellular component (GO): succinate-CoA ligase complex; mitochondrion
Molecular function (GO): succinate-CoA ligase (ADP-forming) activity; ATP binding
Source: RefSeq, a predicted model, not a curated record
CCCAUGUUUGGAAAUUACCAUCAGACGGAGGAAGUGACGUCAUAUUCAAAUAUGGCGUCCGUUCUGUUUCGGACCGGUGGACGGAUAGCAGAAAAAGUUAAUUUGCAAGCUACUCAUCGGGUGCUAGCUGCAUUUUCUCCCACUGCAUCAUGUCAUCCACACAAUCAGCAGAAGAGGAACCUUUCCAUCCAUGAGUACCUCAGCUUCGGCAUUUUGAAGGAUGCUGAUGUCCCCAUACCUAGGUACAGAGUAUGUGGGAACCCAGCAGAUGUCCAGGAAAUGGCCACAGACCUUAUCAAGGCCACAGGAGCACCAGAUGUCGUCGUUAAAGCUCAAGUGUUAAGUGGAGGACGAGGAAAGGGCCAUUUUACCAGUGGACUUCAGGGAGGAGUCAAAAUUUGUUUCUCAGAUGAGGAAGCCAAGAAAAUUUCAGAACAAAUGUUAGGAUACAACCUGAUCACAAAACAGGCCCCACUUGGUAGGAUAUGUGACACUGUUAUGCUGUCAGAGAGAUUAUACUCUAGGAGGGAGUUCUACUUCGCCAUCGCCAUGGAAAGGUCUUUUGCUGGGCCUGUGUUAGUAGGAAGUUCACAGGGAGGUAUGAAUAUUGAGGAUGUAGCAAAAGAAAACCCAGCUGCUAUUCUGAAACAACCGGUGGACAUAUUUUCAGGCAUUACGAAUGAGUUGGCAGUCAACCUGGCAGUGAAUAUGGGUUUCAGUCCAAACUGUGUAGAUCAGGCAGCAGAUAUUAUUGUGAAGCUUUACAAUGAUGUCUUCCUGAAGUACGACUCCACUCUUGUAGAGAUUAACCCCAUGUCAGAGGAUGCCAGUGGCAAAGUUUACUGUAUGGACUGUAAGCUGAACUUCGAUGACAAUGCCGAAUUUCGUCAAGAGAAGAUUUUCAAGUUGCGUGAUUGGUCACAGGAGGACAAGCGUGAAGCAACUGCAGCUGAAGCUAACCUCAACUACAUUGGACUAGAUGGCAGCAUUGGAUGUCUCGUUAAUGGUGCAGGGCUAGCCAUGGCAACCAUGGACAUUAUCAAACUCCACGGAGGCAGUCCUGCCAAUUUCCUGGAUGUAGGUGGUGGUGCUACCUCAAAACAAGUGACAGAGGCCUUUCGUCUGAUCACCUCCGACCCCAACGUUGAUGCCAUCCUGGUGAACAUCUUUGGAGGCAUAAUGAGGUGCGAUGUUAUCGCCCAGGGUGUAAUUGCUGCAGCAGAUGUCCUGAACCUCAAAAUCCCAAUUGUUGUAAGAUUACAAGGGACAAGAGUGGAGGAUGCCAAGGCCCUGAUAGCUGCCAGUAACCUAAAGAUUAUAGCCUGUGAUAACUUAGAUGAAGCUGCUAAAAUGGUGGUGAAGCUGUCCUACAUUGUCAGCAUUGCUAAGGAGGCUGAAGUGGAUGUCAAGUUUGAGCUGCCAUUGUAAAGUGGAUAUAAGUCAUGAUAGAAUCCUGUUGUAUGCUCCCAUCGAUGAGUUGUUUUUGGAAAUUUUAGCCGCAAAGUUGAUGAUGAAAAGUUUGUUAUGGAAGAAAAGGAUCAAUCCGUCUUCUCCACUCUGUGUGGAGAUUUUGACCAGGAAAUACAUGUACCACUGUCUGUCAUACUGACUGCAUUUAAAAAUAGUAUCUGUACAAUUUGUUACAAAGAACAGUUUGAGUUGCAGAUUUUAAUAUACUCUUGAUUGGUAUAUGGCCAAGAAGGUAGCAAUUGUAUCAUAGUAUAUAUGAUAUGCAUCAGAUUUUGUCCAUUUAGAAAAAUGUCCCAUUCCUAUGGUGGCAUGAAGGUACAAGAUAACAUUUCUUUGUUAACCAUUGAAAUGAAACUUGGAUGUUAUUUUGUCUCUUUAGAAAAUGAAUGUUCAAUUUUGCACUGAUACAAUUAUAAUUUGGGGGAAUUGAACUUGUUUUUUUCAUGGAAAAUUGAAAGAUCAUUUUAGAGGAAAUGUGUACUUGAUAAAUAAAAAAAGAAAAAUUGCAACUUAUUUGUUUAAAUGCUAAUAGCCAUACAUAAAAAAGUAUACAUGGAUGAAAAGUUGAAUGAUCAGUGCAUAAUAUUAUAGUAAAAAUGGUCUAUAGUAUUUAAUGUCUGCCACCUGUGACUACUUGGUCAGAUUUCAUAGUGCUAAGUUUUUAUACUGAAAGUAGUUUAUUUUGAUUAUUUUUAAGUUUAUCUGUGUUAAGAAUAGGACAUUCUACACAACUUAAUAAAGUGCCGGUGUUUCAUCUUGUUUGCCUACCAAUGGUUCCAACUUCAGAUCUUAAUCAUUGGUUAGCAGUGAAUGCAUUUCUUUAGUCAGGAUAUUAAUACUACACGUCUUUUUGAAUUGAAGAUAUUUUAAGUGAAAGUUAAAUGUGUAUGUGUGUAUGUGAGGCCAACAUCUAUCGACACUUAUCAUGAACUCUGCAAGAUGCAAAUUUAUGUCCAUUCUCAAUAUUUGUUUGUAAGUUAUUUAUGAUCAGUUGAGAAUUUUUAAAACAUGUUGAACAAUACCUUGAGCUUAUUGUAUCAAACAAAUGUUGUAAAACUUUCUAUAUCAAAUCAAGUUGGAAAUUUAAGCCACUAUAAAGAGAUACUGCAUUUUCACAUAAAGUAAUAUCGGUACAAGUUUGUGUAUCUAAGUAAGAGGAUUUUCGGUGAUGAAAAGUAUUUUAAGAUAUUUAAACGUUGACAUCUGCCUUUUUGAGAAAUAGCCUGUUCAGGCGGUUCUUUCUAGGUGUUGUGUGCACUAGUAUGUAUGGUAGGUGUAAAUAUAAAGAUCUGUGUUAUGUACAUAUCUCCUUAUGUGUAGACUGGCAUGUGCUGUCGAAACAUAUACUUCUAUUGAUGAAUAUUGAGAUAAAAUAUUUAAAUUACUU